This is a messenger RNA of Closterium sp. Yama58-4, 1219 nucleotides long. The record is from the annotation of a GenBank genome assembly. Lineage: Eukaryota; Viridiplantae; Streptophyta; Zygnematophyceae; Desmidiales; Closteriaceae.
AGAUGGUAUGCAUGAUGGUAGUUUGCACAUGCAGGCAUGUGGGUUCACAGCUGAGAGCCUCAAGGGGGCCUUGGUUCCGUGCCUCGCGCCUAGCGCAAAAGCAGAAGCCCAAGCAAAAGCAAAAGCACAAGCAAAAGCAAAAGCACAAGCAAAAGCAAAAGCAAAAGCACAAGCAAAAGCAAAAGCAAAAGCACAAGCAAAAGCAAAAGCACAAGCACAAGCACAAGAAAAAGCAAAAGCAAAAGCACAAGCAAAAGCAAAAGCACAAGCAAAAGCAAAAGCAAAAGCACAAGCAAAAGCAAAAGCACAAGCAAAAGCAAAAGCACAAGCAAAAGCAAAAGCACAAGCAAAAGCAAAAGCAAAAGCACAAGCAAAAGCAAAAGCAAAAGCACAAGCACAAGCAAAAGCAAAAGCACAAGCACAAGCACAAGAAAAAGCAAAAGCAAAAGCACAAGCAAAAGCAAAAGCACAAGCACAAGCAAAAGCAAAAGCAAAAGCAACAGCAAAAGCAAAAGCAAAAGCAAAAGCAAAAGCACAAGCAAAAGCAAAAGCAAAAGCACAAGCACAAGCACAAGCACAAGCAAAAGCAAAAGCAAAAGCAAAAGCAAAAGCACAAGCACAAGCACAAGCAAAAGCAAAAGCACAAGCACAAGCAAAAGCAAAAGCAAAAGCAAAAGCACAAGCACAAGCAGAAGCAGAAGCAGAAGCAAAAGCAAAAGCACAAGCAAAAGCAAAAGCAAAAGCACAAGCACAAGCAAAAGCAAAAGCAAAAGCACAAGCACAAGCAAAAGCAAAAGCAAAAGCAAAAGCAAAAGCAAAAGCACAAGCACUAGCAGAAGCAAAAGCAAAAGCAAAAGCAAAAGCACAAGCACAAGCAGAAGCGAAAGCAAAAGCACAAGCAAAAGCAAAAGCAAAAGCACAAGCACAAGCAAAAGCAAAAGCAUGGCUGAAUCGGCUGGCGCUGGUUGAGAGACACGAGCAUGGCUUCACGUCGCAGCCUUGUCGCAGCAGUCGCGCGUCCACAGCCCCGGCGGGCGCCACGAUGCUCACGCGGUCGCCCGCCCUCACUGCCGGGGGCGGGGCGGGACGCGACGGCGCGCUGCUGCGGUUUGGCAUGGCGGUCGUGGUGACGCUGAAGAUGACGCGUCGCGUGCAGUCUGCUGGCAGGGUUGCGGUGCGAGCCACGACGUCUAGCCGUUGCUACCUCGUGUUGAGGUGA